CACUAACUGAACUAACCAUUUUUUUUAAUUGUAGAUUAAUUUUUUUGUUCAAAACUUAUAAAUAUUUUAUGUGAAUUUUUUAAAAAUUUUAAUUAUUAUAACUGCCGCAUCCUACAAUUGACUGAAAUUAUGAGUUCAGUAUAAAAUUUGUGUGCCGAAAAGAUAGGGGAAAAAAGAAAAAAGAAAAAAAAAAAAGGGUUUUCCAGUUGCUCAAAGAAAAAAAAGAAAAAGAAUAAUAAUUCUUCACGAGAAGUCAAGCUCAGGUCUAUAAAAGCCUGGAAAAUAAACCUCUGGCAUCGCCAGUUUCGUUUUACUACUUCCUUAGUCUCUCCUUCGCGGCUGAAGAAAAGAAAAAGAUUAAAAAAAAAAAACAAAAAAAGAUCAUUGAACUCUCUCAGCUCAAUUGCACUCACUAUCAUAUUUUCAUUAUAUACUUCGGUUGAUCAUCAAAAUGGCUUCCUCUGAGUUUGAUACAUUAAAAGCUGAAAAAGCCGACGCCAUGAGAAGAUACAAACGACAGAGAAUCUUUACACUCUGUUUACACUUGGCAGUUACUUUCGCUCUUCUAUGGUGGUUCAUUAGUUUGAUCAUUCCUGUCGUUGAAGGCAUGCCGUCACUUUAUCUCCCUCUUUUAAACCAUCAGUUCGUCAUUUUUGGCCUGAUCAACACGCUCGUUUUCCUUAUAUACAGUUUCUCCACCUCAAACCAGAACCACAACGUGUCUAAUCACAACCUUUACGACCAAUACGUCUCCUUCUCCUCCUCCUAUCACCGGAAAACGCUGUCCGACGAGGAAAAAGAAAAUCAGAAACAAACAGUCGUCUCGCCGGCACCGGAGAUUAUUCAACCGGAAGAGAUUAUCUUUAGCGACAAACAGAUUGUUCAUUACGAGAAUGUUGCUGCUAUUGAUCAUGAGAAUCAAGUACGCGACCUUAUGGUUCCAGAAAGUACUACAGUUGAUGAUACAGAAGACAAGCGUUUUAUGAGGACGCAAUCCGAGAAGUAUGCGGUGGAGGAGAAGAAGAAGAAGAGGAGGAGUCAACGAAGAGUAUUGCGGCGCUCGGAGACAGAAAUUAAUGGAAGGGAAAUGGUAGUGGUUGCCGGUGGUGGUGAUCGGAGACACAGUAAGUCAAUAAAGGAUAUGAAUAAUGAAGAGUUCAGGCUUACAAUUGAGAGUUUUAUAGCUAGUAAAAAGAAGAGUUUGAGAGAUGAGAAUUUUGCUGCUCUAAUGCAAGAGAAAGAGGAGUAAUUUACUGUUGUGAUUAAUAGCGGUAAGAAAAAGUGAAUAGAGAGAUUAAAAACGGAAGGAAUUAGGCAUUAAGAAGUUAAAAUCUAUCUCGAUUUUAACGAAAGUAGAUUGUAUGUAAAUAGCAUAAUUCCUGUUUGAUGGCAAUUAUGAAUUAUGAAUUAUGAGUUUCUUUUGCCA
This is a messenger RNA of Ricinus communis (castor bean), 1426 nucleotides long. RefSeq lists its product as uncharacterized. The coding region runs from base 452 to 1249 and encodes 265 amino acids. The record is from RefSeq and is a predicted model, not a curated record. NCBI's taxonomy places the organism in Eukaryota, Viridiplantae, Streptophyta, Magnoliopsida, Malpighiales, Euphorbiaceae. The transcript has a single exon.